CAUCAACACGGAGAAUACGACUUGUUUACAAAAUAUACCAGGUUACAUUAGGUUAAGCGCAAAAACACGCCUUUUUUUACAAAUUUACAAUAUACAGCAUACACCACAGAAAUUAGAAGUUAAAAGUAUAGAACAUUUUACAUUAUUAUACAGUAACUACACUACAACUGUUGUAGUUAAUAAUUAUGACUACGUUAAAAAACAACAUUCUGCAAGGAAAAAGUAUAGCCGAUACAGUUUCUAAAAUGGAAUCUGGCGAGAGUCUAAACAUGAACCCAUUAGAAAAUAUGUCAUCAUACCAUUGGAAACUACUAAAAUUGAAGGGUCGAUUGGAUACUAUUACAGAACGUAUGACAAAAAGAAAAAGUGGAACAUUGGAACCGUAUACUACAUACAUGGACGAAGAUUCCACAGAUAAAAUUGAUAAAUUUUUGUUAAUGAGUCAAGUAAAACCAUUGGAGUCAGAUGACGAUGAUAUGGACUUAGAUAAAAUUAUAUAAUAUUUUGUUUUUUAAUGUAAAUAAAUAAUGUAAUAUAAGUAUAUCAUAGACA
Messenger RNA from Acyrthosiphon pisum (pea aphid), 552 nucleotides. RefSeq lists its product as uncharacterized. The record is from RefSeq and is marked predicted. NCBI's taxonomy places the organism in Eukaryota, Metazoa, Arthropoda, Insecta, Hemiptera, Aphididae.